AUGGGAUACGCUUUAAACCAACCAACAUUUCAUUACUAUCGAUCAGAGAUUGACAUGGCAAAUGCAGAUGCUUUAAGGUGGAUUGACAAUAUUCCAGCCGAAAAAUGGACAAGGACAUUUGACGGGGGUCGACGUUGGGGUCACAUCACUACCAACCUUGUCGAGUCAAUGAAUUCUGUCUUUAAGGGCACACGUAAUUUGCCCAUUACAACAUUGGUAAGAGCAACAUAUUAUAGACUGGGAUCUUUAUUUGCUGAAAGGGGUGGAAAGUGGAGUGUUGUGUUGAAUUCUGGCCAAACAUUUACAAAUAACUGCCUCAAGGUUAUGAAAGAAGAAACAACAAAAUCUAGCACACAUCAAGUCAGAAUUUUUAACUACGCUAACAAUGUUUUCAGUGUGAAGGAGACAAUGUACCAUGGUGAGGGAAAGCCUAUGGGACAUUAUAAGGUCGACCUCUUGAACGGGUGGUGUGACUGCGGAAAGUUUCAAGCAAGUUUCAAGCAUAUCGUGUCCCUUGUUCACAUGUUAUCGCUGCAUGUUUGA
This is a messenger RNA of Lathyrus sativus (Indian pea), 543 nucleotides long. NCBI's taxonomy places the organism in Eukaryota, Viridiplantae, Streptophyta, Magnoliopsida, Fabales, Fabaceae. The record is from the annotation of a GenBank genome assembly.